Molecule: messenger RNA, 1465 nt
Organism: Capsicum annuum
Lineage: Eukaryota; Viridiplantae; Streptophyta; Magnoliopsida; Solanales; Solanaceae
Product: putative two-component response regulator ARR19
Exons: 6
Coding region: 476-1234 (252 amino acids)
Biological process (GO): abaxial cell fate specification; regulation of DNA-templated transcription
Cellular component (GO): nucleus
Molecular function (GO): transcription cis-regulatory region binding
Source: RefSeq, a predicted model, not a curated record
GGGUAUAUAUGGUGGAUAUCUCAUAUAGCACACAAGAAUGUUUUGAUACCGACUUCAAACAAAAGAAUGUCCAGUAAAGUAAAGACUAUCAUAAAAUUAGAAUCUUUUUUUUUUUUUUCCUUAUUCAUUUUCUUCUUUUAGAGUCCUUUCUUCUUUUACCACUAUUUUCAUCCAAUUAUGAGUGCAAGGUUGAACAUAUCACUAGAGUUUCUGUAGUUCCGUGAAUUUCUUUUUUCAGUUUCAUAAUCAAAAUUGAAGAGACUUGAAAAAUUAAACUCUUCAAGAUGAACUCAAUUUUUUGUAAGAAAUUCCUAGUUGUAAAAGCCUGCUCACAAGUUGACAAAACAUGACAACAGACUCCUUAAUAAAUAUUCUCUUUUUAUUGUACUAGCUAGCUCCUAGCAUACACACACCAUAACUUCCUCCCCCCAGCCCAUCAUACCUCCAUCUUCCCAACCUCUCAUCAUCUUUUAACAUGAUGAAGGAAAAUUCUUCCAAAAAUUCUCCUUGUAAUUUAUCCAUGAGACUUGGUCACGUGGAGCAGCCAAUAUUAGAAAAUAGCAAUAAAUCAUCAUCAGGGGUAAGACCAUAUGUUAGAUCGAAAAUGCCAAGACUCCGAUGGACGCAAGAUCUUCAUCGCAACUUUGUGCAUGCUGUUGAGCGACUUGGUGGAGAAGAUCGAGCAACUCCAAAGAUGGUGCUACAGCUGAUGGAUGUGAAGGGACUCACCAUAUCUCACGUUAAGAGUCACCUUCAGAUGUACAGAAGCAUGAAACAUGAACAGAUGAUGCAAGCUGAAGCAGAAGCUGCAAAUGGGAUUAAGAGGAAUAGGAUGGAUGGUCCAGAUCAACUGAAUUAUCUUAAUUACUAUGAUGGCAAAGCGUUGUUAGAUGGGCAUCCUAAUUCGAAAGUAACGAUUAACUACUUCAACUUAAUUGCCUCUACUCCUAAUUUUUCUCCUGCUCAAUGGAAAGAUAUGCAAGAGAAGAUGAUGGGAUUGGAAGGACAAUCUAAACCAGCUUGCAACAUGUUCAGGGAUUUCUUCAAUGGCUGUACUACUGUUCAAGAUGGGAAUUAUAAUAUUGGAGAAUGUGGUAGCAGUUUGUCAAAUAACCGUUGUUCAAUAAUUGACACUGAAGAAGAGGCCCAAGACUCCAGCAGCACUAUGUCUUUAGAACCAUCUGCCUGUUUAGAUCAUGGGACUAAUAUCUCUCUUGACCUUACCCUUGGUUAAUAAAUUAGCCACCUUAAUUUCAUUCUCAAAUCCUUGACUUUUGUCAUAUAGAAUCAAGCUAACUAGCUACAACUUGGUUUUGUACUAAUUAGUCAGCUUUUAAUCAAUCUGAGAAUCGAUUGAACUAAUUACUCUAAUUUUCAUUUAAUUAGUAUUUCUGAGUAGGUGUAUUAUAUUAUAUCUGAAGAAGACCAUACAACUUGAUUAUUUAUAAGCAGUUUUAUGAUUUUC